GUAUACGGAGGUCCCACGGGUCGGUAUACGGAGGUCCCACGGGUCGGUAUACGGAGGUACCAGUCGGGUCGUAUACGGAGAUACAGUCGGGGUAUACGGAGGUCCCACGGGUCGGUAUACAGGAGGUCCCACGGGUAUAUACGGAGAUCCACGGGUCGGUAUACGGAGGUCCCACGGGUCGGUAUACGGAGAUACAGUCCGGGAGUAUACGGAGGUCCCACGGGUCGGUAUACGGAGGUCCCACGGGUCGGUAUACGGAGAUACAGUCCGGGAGUAUACGGAGAUACAGUCCGGGAGUAUACGGAGGUCCCACGGGUCGGUAUACGGAGGUCCCACGGGUCGGUAUACGGAGGUCCCACGGGUCGGUAUACGGAGAUACAGUCC
Messenger RNA from Staurois parvus, 384 nucleotides. The record is from the annotation of a GenBank genome assembly. Lineage: Eukaryota; Metazoa; Chordata; Amphibia; Anura; Ranidae.